This is a messenger RNA of Carlito syrichta (Philippine tarsier), 1590 nucleotides long. RefSeq names its product secretory carrier membrane protein 3 (gene SCAMP3). The transcript has 9 exons. The record is from RefSeq and is a predicted model, not a curated record. Gene Ontology annotation, cellular component: recycling endosome membrane; trans-Golgi network membrane. Lineage: Eukaryota; Metazoa; Chordata; Mammalia; Primates; Tarsiidae. The coding region runs from base 241 to 1284 and encodes 347 amino acids. Gene Ontology annotation, biological process: protein transport.
GGGGACUGGAUAAGGGGUGUCACGUGAGAGCACUUCCGUCUUUGCUUUUGGCCAAGACGCAGGCGCAACCCGCGGCUGCUGCGGGGAGCCUAGUGGCCCUUCCGGUUGCCACGGCCAAUCGGAGCACAGAGGAGCGGGGCGGACCGAGACGAGCGGAGGGAGCUCGGAGGGCUGCCGCUGCCGCCACAGCCGCGGCAGGGGCGUGGAGGGCGGGGGGCGGCUGUGACCGCGCUUGCAAACAUGGCUCAGAGCAGAGACGGCGGAAACCCGUUCGCCGAGCCCGGCGAGCUUGACAACCCCUUUCAGGACCCAGCUGUGAUCCAGCACCGACCGAGCCCACAGUAUGCCACGCUUGACGUCUACAACCCCUUUGAGACCCGGGAGCCAUCACCAGCCUAUGAACCUCCUGCCCCUGCUCCAUUGCCUCCACCCUCAGCUCCCUCCUUGCAGCCCUCGAGAAAGCUCAGCCCCACAGAACCCAAGAACUAUGGCUCCUACAGCACUCAGGCCUCAGCUGCAGCAGCCACGGCUGAACUGCUAAAGAAACAAGAGGAGCUCAACCGGAAGGCCGAGGAGUUGGACCGACGGGAACGAGAGCUGCAGCAUGCUGCCCUGGGGGGUACCACUACUCGACAGAACAAUUGGCCUCCUCUACCUUCUUUUUGCCCAGUUCAGCCCUGCUUUUUCCAGGACAUCUCCAUGGAGAUCCCCCAAGAAUUCCAGAAGACGGUAUCCACCAUGUAUUACCUCUGGAUGUGCAGCACUCUGGCUCUGCUCCUGAACUUCCUCGCCUGCCUGGCCAGCUUCUGUGUGGACAACAGCAACGGCUCAGGCUUUGGUCUUUCUAUCCUCUGGAUCCUCCUUUUCACUCCCUGCUCCUUCGUCUGCUGGUACCGCCCCAUGUAUAAAGCUUUCCGGAGUGACAGCUCGUUCAAUUUCUUCGUUUUCUUCUUCAUUUUCUUCAUCCAGGAUGUGCUCUAUGUCCUUCAGGCCAUUGGUAUCCCAGGGUGGGGAUUCAGUGGCUGGAUCUCUGCUCUGAUGGUGGUAAAGACCAACACCGCUGUAGCUGUGCUGAUGCUGCUGGUCGCCCUGUUCUUCACUGGCAUCGCUGUGCUAGGAAUUGUGAUGCUAAAGCGGAUCCACUCCUUGUACCGCCGUACAGGUGCCAGCUUUCAGAAGGCACAGCAAGAAUUUGCAGCUGGUGUCUUCUCCAACCCUGCGGUGCGAACCGCAGCUGCCAAUGCGGCCGCUGGGGCUGCCGAAAAUGCCUUCCGGGCUCCGUGACCCCUGACUAGGAUGGCCUGGCCCUGCCACUUGAGGGAGCGAACCUAGCUCCCAUCCCCGAGGCGCUGGGGCUUGGAGAGACGCCACUACUUGUUGGUUCCUCCAUAGUGCCCCCAACCCCACGGCCAUGACUGCUGAACCUGGCUUAGGGGUGCGUGGAGUCCACUGUGACCCAGUCACUGCUCACUUCCCCCAUCAGGCCACACCUGCUGCCACCCCUCACACACCCCAACCCAGCCUCCCUCCGCUGUGCCAAGGCUGUUGCUUCGGUUAUUUAAAUAAAAAGAAAGUGGAACUGGAACUCAC